AUGGAAGCAAUAGACCGUUUAAAAACUAUAAGACAAUCUAAACGUGUAUUAAGUAUACAAAGUCAUGUUGUUAGUGGAUAUGCAGGCAAUAAAUGUUCAGUUUUUCCAUUACAAUUAAAUGGAUUUGAAGUUGAUGUUAUUAAUUCUGUUCAAUUUUCAAAUCAUACUGGAUAUAAGCAUGUUAAAGGACAACGACUUACAAGUAAUGAUUUAAAAGAUUUAUUUGAGGGUUUAAAAUUAAAUAAUUUAACAAAAUACAGUCAUAUUGUAACUGGAUAUGUUGGGAAGAUUGAUUUUUUAAAAGAAAUUAAAGAAAUUGUUUUAGAAUGUAAAAAAGUAAAUCCUGAAUUAAUUUAUGUUUGUGAUCCCGUUAUGGGUGAUUGUGGUGAGUAUUAUACACCCAAAGAAUUAAUGCCAGUAUACAGAGAUGAGAUUAUCUCUCUUGCUGAUGUUAUUACACCAAAUGCAUUUGAAUUAGGUGAAUUAACAGGUAUACCUAUUGACUCUGAAGAAAAUUGUCUAAAGGCAAUCAAUGUAAUUCACACAAAACAUGGUGUUAAAUGUGUUGUAGUUUCAAGUGGAGUUGAACACCCAACAGACAAAAAUAUUUUCUUUGCAUAUGCAUCAAGACUUACCGAAAAUGGUCAAUGUGAAAGAUACAGAUUUAAAAUUAAUAAAAUAGAUAUUUAUUGUGUAGGAACUGGAGAUGUUUUUGUUAGCCUUCUCAUUAAUUGGAUGGAUAUUCUAGGUAAUGAUAUACAACAAGCCGUCUGUAAUACAAUCUCAUCACUUCAACAUAUUUUACAUAAAACAAAUGAGUAUUGUCUGGACAAAUCGCUUCCACAAAAUCGGGAAAUAAAAUUGGUCCAGAGUAGGUAUGAGAUUUUAUGCCCCACUAUUAAAAUAGAGACGGAAAAACUAUAG
Strongyloides ratti is the source of this 924-nucleotide messenger RNA. Its product is annotated as Pyridoxal kinase. Bases 1 to 924 code for a protein of 307 amino acids. The transcript is spliced from 2 exons. Lineage: Eukaryota; Metazoa; Nematoda; Chromadorea; Rhabditida; Strongyloididae. The record is from RefSeq and is a predicted model, not a curated record. Gene Ontology annotation, biological process: pyridoxal 5'-phosphate salvage. Gene Ontology annotation, cellular component: cytosol. Gene Ontology annotation, molecular function: pyridoxal kinase activity.